Messenger RNA from Monopterus albus (swamp eel), 2037 nucleotides. RefSeq names its product transcription factor Dp-1, a (gene tfdp1a). The record is from RefSeq and is a predicted model, not a curated record. Gene Ontology annotation, cellular component: transcription regulator complex; nucleus. Gene Ontology annotation, biological process: regulation of transcription by RNA polymerase II; regulation of cell cycle. NCBI's taxonomy places the organism in Eukaryota, Metazoa, Chordata, Actinopteri, Synbranchiformes, Synbranchidae. The transcript has 12 exons. Gene Ontology annotation, molecular function: RNA polymerase II transcription regulatory region sequence-specific DNA binding; DNA-binding transcription factor activity, RNA polymerase II-specific. The coding region runs from base 185 to 1426 and encodes 413 amino acids.
UGCUUCGAAAGCGAGACACCGCCAAGAUCAGAUUGUGAGACGCGCUGCUGGAGUGGGGCUAACGCAGAGUAGAUACAAGCGGCUAACAAACAAUUAGCUAGCUUGUGAAGUGUACCGUCUGAAGAGUGAGGAAGAGAAGAAUACUUUUUACCCUGAAACUCAACUCCACUGGUCCUUUGGGAUCAUGGCUAAAGAUGCCGGUCUGAUUGAAACAAAUGGAGAGCUUAAAGUUUUCAUCGAUCAGAAUCUGAGCCCUAGCAAAGGUGUCCUGUCGUUGGUUACUGUCCAGCCUACAGCUGCCCCUGUGGCUAAACAGCUACUGCCCAAAACCCUUGGUCCAUCCAAUGUGAAUGUUGCUGCACACAUGCAACAUUUGCCACACAUGGUGAUUGGAACACCCCAGAGGCCUACAGUAUCAAAUACCAUUUUGGUGAACAGUCCACAUACACCAAGUUCCCAGUUCCUCACUCAGAGUCAACCAUCUGAUGCCUCUCCUUGGUCAUCGGGAAAGCGUGGGAAGAAAGGGGAAAAGAAUGGGAAGGGCUUGAGACAUUUUUCCAUGAAAGUGUGUGAGAAGGUGCAGAAGAAAGGAGUAACCACAUACAAUGAAGUUGCAGAUGAACUGGUUGCAGAAUUCAGCUCUUCAGACAACCAUAUGUCACCCAAUGACUCGCAUGUGUAUGACCAGAAGAACAUUCGUCGGCGUGUGUACGAUGCACUUAAUGUGCUCAUGGCAAUGAACAUUAUCUCUAAAGAGAAAAAAGAAAUCAAGUGGAUUGGCUUGCCCACCAACUCGGCCCAGGAGUGUCAAAACCUAGAGGUGGAAAGACAAAAGCGACUGGAGAGGAUUAAGCAGAAACAGUCACAGCUUCAGGAGCUCAUACUGCAGCAAAUAGCUUUUAAAAACCUGGUUCAGCGGAACAGACAGACAGAGCAGCAGGCAAACAGACCUCCACCUCCCAACUCCAUCAUCCACCUUCCCUUUAUUAUUGUCAACACCAGCAAGAAAACUGUCAUUGACUGCAGCAUCUCUAAUGACAAGUUUGAGUAUUUGUUCAAUUUCGACAGCAUGUUUGAGAUCCACGAUGACAUUGAAGUGCUGAAACGUAUGGGUAUGGCCUGUGGUUUGGAGGUGGGGAAGUGUUCUCCAGAGGAUCUGAAGGUUGCACGGAGCCUGGUGCCCAAAGCACUGGAGCCCUAUGUUAUAGAGAUGGCAAAGGGUCCCAUCAGUAACGUCUACAUCACUGGAGGAUCCUCUGCUAAUGGAGCCCGUUACCCUGCAAGCAGUGAUGGGUGCACUGAUGGCACCAUGGCCUCCAGCUCGAAUGACUCUCACUACAGUGGGUCUCGUGUGGAGACUCCAGUGUCGUACAUGGGGGACGAUGACGAUGAAGAUGAGUACGAUGAGAAUGACGAUGAAGACUAAGCUGUCUACGCCUUGCAUCUCUAACAAGCACAGUUCUUCAUACCACCAAUGUGGGAAUUUAGUCUCCUUUUGUGUGUGUGUGGUCCCCCCCCACCUUUCCUCCAUUCCCCUUGCCUGUAUUUCUCUCUGGUCUACUCAGGGGUGUAGAUGAAUAUUGAAAGAAUAGCGAUGUAUAUGCGCCCAUCUUUCCCUGCUCCUGAAUCACAUGCACCUGAACCACAGCUCUAGGGUAGGUGUUACCCACUGGAACUGUGAUUUGUGGCCCAACCACACCGAAGUCUUUGUAUGUCUGUUCCACUUCUCAAUAAGCCAUCUGACUAAAAUACCCUCUGUAAAACCCACUGCUGUUGGAAUAUAAUGUGCUUGUUUGAAUAGUUAAUCCUGUUAUUUUGCAAAGACAUGCGGCAGACAUAAUGAUCAAAAGGUUCAAGAUGGCCGAAGUGUCUGUUUUAGUGCCACACCAUGGUUUUUGAAAGGCCUAAUUACAGUUGCUAUGGCUCUGUCGGAUGUGUUAAUUUUUGUGUUCUGGGCAAUAAUUUGAAAUAGUUUUUUAUUCAUAUUUUGUGUUGGGCUGGCUUCCUUCUGUUCUGUAGGCAGCUGCUUUUCUGAUC